This is a messenger RNA of Phymastichus coffea, 5410 nucleotides long. RefSeq names its product serine/threonine-protein phosphatase 6 regulatory ankyrin repeat subunit B-like. Lineage: Eukaryota; Metazoa; Arthropoda; Insecta; Hymenoptera; Eulophidae. The record is from RefSeq and is a predicted model, not a curated record. Bases 104 to 5410 code for a protein of 1768 amino acids. The transcript is spliced from 9 exons. Gene Ontology annotation, molecular function: protein binding.
CGACGUCAUCUCAUUCAAAGUGGUUAUGUGAAUAAGAGUUGUGAAUAUCCACUUCUUUCGACUUCACCCCGUCUCAAUCUCACUGCGAGUCCAGCGGUUCGACAUGGAUACGAACGAAUCGCUCGAGGGGAAAGCAGACAAAAAGUAUAAAUCAAGUCGACAUCAAGAAUUGCUAGACGCUAUUGUGAACGCCGACAUAGAGAAAGGACGACAGCUCAUCUUCGGCACAGAUGUCUCGCUGUCGGAUGUCGAACCGAAACUCUUGACUCGCUUCCUGUGGCACGCCGUCCAAUCCUACGACAGCAACCUAGUGAAGGAGCUUUUGAAAGCCAAGCCCGACCUGAGUACUCCCGAAGGCUACAACGACUCGCCGUUAUGGGUUGCCAUAAAACAUCGUGACUUGCCGAUCAUGCGCUUGCUGGUAUCCGCCGGCGCGGACCUGCGCGAGAAGCUGCUCAGUGAUCCGAGGCAACCGAGUGUCCUGCACGCCGUCAUCAUGUGGUGGCAAAUGUAUACUAAUACCGAGAUUACCGUCUUCAUGAUCGAGCACGGCGCUGACGUUAACGCUCGCGAUGCCAAAGGCAACUCCGUCCUCCACGUGGCGAUGCAGUACGACGCGGAUUGCGCUCUCGUCCUGGAGCUGUUGAACAGAGGCGCGGACAUCGAGGCCAUAAAUAACGAUGGUCACGAUCUUCUGCUUACGGCCACCUGUAAUGUCUACGCUGAAGCUAUCUUGCCCAUACUCGUUUCCUACAACGUUGACGAAGAAACCAGGAGUCGAAAAGCCAUGAUUGCCUUGCAGUAUCUUGUCAUCACCAAUGAAGUGCAAAAAUUGGGCGCCAUGCGAAAAUUGCUGCAAAUGAAUGUGAAUGUCAAUGAGAUAGAUGAAGCUGGCAUGUCGUUGCUUCACUGGGCGGCUUCGAGUGGGGGGACUAAUGUCGUAGAGAUAUUGUUAGAUUACGGAGCAGAGAUAAAUAUAAGGUCUAUCAUAGGUUCAACACCGCUAUUUGAAUCAGCUAAGCUACAAGAUUCUUCCAUCACGAAAAUACUGAUUGACCGAGGUGCCGAUCUGCAAAUCUAUGACGACGAUAAGCGGCAUCCCAUUCACGUAGCCUGCAAAGCCGCUUCGUUUCAAAACAUUCACUUGUUGCUGCAAUUCGACGCGGACUUGAACGCUGAAGACGGUCGGGGCCUCACUCCGUUUCAGUACCUAGUUUUGACACCAACCACCCUACCGUGUGUCAUGUUAAUUUUGAAACAUCUCGCAUUAUUGCAGACGAAGGGUCUACAGAUUCACAAAAAUAACGUCAAAGUCAUCAAGAACAGUGCUAUAAUCAACAAUUUUUACGAGGACUGUUUAAACGAAUUACAAAAGAUGAAAGAUACUAAGAUCUACGAGACUAUCUCGUUCUUCUGCUUCUUUUCUAAGGAUAUCGUCGAAUUGUCGAAGCUUCUUAGAAAUAGAGAUAUAGUUAACAAUUUUAAAAGCCAGCACGAGUCAUUAUUUUCGCUGUAUCUAGUAGAGAUGAAAUAUGUAUUUAUAAUUGCUGAGAAUACGAAAGAUAUAUAUGUACAUAAUGAGGAUUCCUUGAAUGAAAUAUUUCAAGGCAUUUUGCCUAGGUUAGUGAUUGCAAAGAUUGCGAGCUAUUUGUCUUACGAGGAAUCUGAAAUAUUACAGCAACAGUUCUAUUUUUCUCCGCAUGACGAAAUUUAUGACACAAGGCCAGGAAAGUAUUGGCUAGUCCGCAGCACAUGUAAAUGGACAUCUGAGGUGAACAUCCAGGCCAUUCGUUGUAAUCUACUAUUUUUGCCUAAUGAGGUUGAAAUUAGUAUAUUGCCGACCGAGCCUGGCAUGAAAGUAUAUAGCAUUCGUUCCACGGUCGCGGCUCGGGCGUCAAAUCGUUGGCAAUCCAACAGCCGCAUCUGCUUCGGUUUCUACGAAUCACCGUCAAAUCUAGCAGCUCGUUGCCGGCGAAUAAAUUGCUCCAACUCCGAUCUAACCUCGACUGCACUGAGGGUGGACAAAUUCUAUGUAAUCGAAGGCAGCGACACUCGAAUGGCCUCGAUGUCGGUGCGCGCGGGCGCCGAUCCAAACGAGCGAACGCGCGAUCUCGGUGACCUGCACGCCUUGAUUGCCAGUACUAGUCUCACGAAACAUCAACUGGCUCUGUCGAUGAUCAGGCAUGGAGCUGACGUUAACGCGCGCGAUUACAAAGGUUACACCCCGUUGUAUUACGCUGUGAAACAGCAAUUGAUGCACGUGAUUUUUGAAUUGUUGCAACGGAAUGCCGUAGUCGAAGAUCACGUUAUUAAUUGUGCAGCUUCGAUAACGGAAGCCACUAAGUUCCUACCACUGCUUAUUGAGAGCCACGGUAACGAUACGGAGACUAAACAUAGGCAAGCUGGCAAUGCGAUUAUGUGUCUCAUCGCUCAAGAUAAUAGCAAUCGAGUGGUGACUAUUCAAAGUCUGUUAGAUUGUGAAGUGCCUGUCGAUCUGUUUAAUUCUUGCGGAUGGUCUUCGCUUCUUUACGCAGCAAUUUUCGAACGAGUUGACGUGGUCAAACUACUCUUAAAAUAUGGUGCAGACGUCAACCAAAGAUCUGUAAAUGGUGUACUACCAAUAUUUGUAGCUUCAGGCCUCACAGAAUCUACCAUCGCUAAGUUGCUGAUUGAAAAUGGGGCAAGCAUUCACGAUCGCAACGCCGAGGAUCGCCAAUAUCCGAUUCACGCGGCUUGCGCGAAUGAAUCAUUAUCAAACAUUCAGUUGCUACUGAGCCUUGGCGCUGACAUCAAUGUCGUUGAUCGCAGUGAUCGCACUCCAUUUUCCCUGAUGAGCACUGAAACUUUGACUUGCGCUGUGAAAUAUGUUAUUAAGCAUUUCGCCCUCAUAAUUUCAAAAGGUUUCAUGAUCAAUGAUUUAGAUUUGGAGGUCAUUUAUGAAAACUCCCACAUGCAAGAAUUCUACGAAGAUUGCUUGGCCGAAUUGGAGAAUAUGAAGAGAUUGAACAUUUACAACGAUCUUUCGUUUUUCUCUAUUUUCUUAGCAAGCAAACAACAGAGGACUUUGUUGUUUGAGAAUAGAGAUUUGUUUAAAAGUUACAACAGAAAACAUAAAAAAAAGUUAUUUCCUAUAUACUUUUCGGACAUACAUUCGAACGUUGCUAUCAAGAACUCCCUAAAAAGGAAGAGUGUGCUAGGUGAUAAAGAAAAUAUUCCGAGUAAAAUAUCGAAUGGAAUUUUAACAGACGAUGCUCUAAGCAAGACUAUAUAUUAUAUUUGUAUUCUUAAACACCCAAGAAGACUCCUAGAAGAGUUUUUACUAAGUUGCUCCAGCCCGAUGGUAAAUUCAAACGCACAUUCGCAGGACGCAGAACUGUCGAGAUUCAAAGCUAAAAAGUCAGCACCAGUGACACGCCAAUCCAAAGAAAUGAUGUCACAACACCCGUACCAGCGACGUGUCGAUAAUGAUAAUGAUCAUUUAUAUCCCGUCACGGGUUCACCCGACAAAUUUGACGUCGAGCGUGAUAUUGUAAUGCGAAAUAUCGUAGAUCCUAAACGCACUCAGUGGAAGAACCUGCAAGCUCUUUUGAUGUCAGCACUGAAGAGAAACGAUAGCGCGCUCGUGAGCGCUAUCACGAAUUGUAGACUUGCAUUGUCGGUGGUUGACAAUGACCCCAACGACACGACCUUGUGGGAUGCCUUGUAUAUGGAGCAGCUGGAUGUUGCCGAGAGGUUGAUCCGCGCUGGUACGGAUUUAAAUAGGGUUAACCGCGGGUCUGGUGCUACAUAUCUGCACUGGCUGGUGGCAAAAAGUGAAGAUAGAUUUUCGUCACUCACGGUACAGCUAUUGCAGUCUGGAGCGGAUGUGAAUGCUGUUGACAAAAUGGACAACAGCGUUCUGCACGUAGCUGUUGAAUAUGGAUCGCCGAGGAUAGUGAAUAUGUUACUUCGAAAGCGCGCAAGAGUUGACGUGGUCAACAAGGCGGGGCACAGCGUAAUUUAUGUGGCUGCCAAAAGCAAAUAUGUGGAAGAAAUGCUGACGAUGCUCAUCGCAUACUCGGGAGAUGUCACGACGAGAAAUAAAAGAUGCGUCGACGCCUUUUGCGCGCUAAGCGACUUAAACGCCAAUUACCGACACAUCCGCAUGAUAUUGGACAUGAGAUUUCCUCUUGAUACGCAAGGCAGGAAAGGAUGUACUUUGCUGUACGAGGCGGUUUUCGACAAAAAGAUCGAUCAAGUAGAAUUAUUGCUAGAGUACGGCGCGGACCUAACUAAAAAACUACGAAACGGCAAAGUCCCACUGCAUGCGGCUGCACAGCACAAAGACCCAACGAUUCUCAAGAUCCUCAUCGAGAGUGGUGCUAGCGUCCACGAUUGUAGCGACGAUUAUAAUGGGCAGUUCCCGAUUCACGCGGCGUGCAAACAAGAGCUACUGCCGAACGUCAAGCUACUGUUACGCCUCGGGGCAGACAUCAAUAUCAUUGACAAAAGUGGUCGAACUCCGUUCUCAUUCAUCUCGACGGAAAAUUUCAAUGAAAUUCAGGCCUGUAUUAUCAAAUACAUUGCGAUCUCGAUGAUUCAACAAAGGACCGUUAAUCGAACUGAUUUGCUAAAGAUUCGCGCGAAUCUCGAUAUGCAGGAUUACUACGAAAGAUGUUUGACGGAAUUACAAAUGAUGAAUGAGGCGGAUCAAUUGAUUACAUACGAACACUCAGAAGACAAAAGGAAAAUGGACUCCGAACCUCAAAUCACCGAUCCAUCAGAAUUGCGCCAAGCUUUCAUCGGCAAUACCAUAAAAUGGUCACAAAUAGAAUCCAUUGACGUUGGAACGUUGUUACGUGUGGCUGUGGCAAAAAACGAUUCGGAUUAUGCAUGCGCUAUUAUAGAUCGAGUACCAGACAUUGUGAGUCGCGAGUACGAUGGCAGCAGACUUUUAUGGGAAGCCCUGGAAAAUGACAAUGGCCUGUUAGCCUCAGCUUUAAUAUUUGCAGGAGCAGAAUUGAAUUAUAAAGCACGUAAUACAGUUAGUCUUCUGCACGGUUUUAGACACCGAAAUCCAUCCAUCGUUAAGCUGAUGAUUGCGCGCGGUGCCGAUAUUAAUAUCACUGAAAAUUUGGGGCGCACGUUUUUGUUUACGGCCGUGCAAGAAGGGUUGGUAGAAAUCGUCGAGAUGGUUAAGAGAUUAGACUUGCAGUAUACAAAUAAGGUAGCUGUCUUAGAAGCGGCUGUGUGCAGUGAGCUUUCAGAUGAGCUACUGCCAUUAUUAAUUCAAUCUGCUGAUCUCGAAACGCAAAUAAGACGUGCUAACGUAGCACUCUUGAUGUUUGUUGAUAGAAACGAAGAUGCCCUAAAAAAUGAAUUCCUUUUCAAAUUCUUAACCGUCAUGGCUUACCCGUAUAAUUAUAUGUGA